Messenger RNA from Phragmites australis (common reed), 918 nucleotides. RefSeq names its product protein MIZU-KUSSEI 1-like. Bases 1 to 918 code for a protein of 305 amino acids. Gene Ontology annotation, biological process: hydrotropism. The record is from RefSeq and is a predicted model, not a curated record. The transcript has a single exon. NCBI's taxonomy places the organism in Eukaryota, Viridiplantae, Streptophyta, Magnoliopsida, Poales, Poaceae.
AUGCCGCGCACGACGCCGUCGAGUCCGUUGUCGCGCGCCACGCCGCCGCUUUCCCCGACGAUCGGUGGCACCCCGAGCCGCCUGGCCGUCGCGCCGGCCUCCUCUUCCACACCGCAGUGCGCCAUCCCGGCCUCGCCGCGCACGCCUGGCGGGGCGGGCACGUCAACCCCGCCGCCGGCCACGCCGCGCACGCCGCGGCCGGAGAUCACGCUCCGGAAGCCGUCGUCGGAGGCGUCGCAGAAGCGCGCACCCGCCGCCGUCCAGAAGCCGUCGCGGGCGCUCCGCGCCAUCCGCGCGCUGUUCCGGUCGCUGCCCAUCGCGCCCGCGGUCUGCCGCCCGGCGUCCGCGCUCCCGCGGCGCUACACAAAGCCGCACGAUGGCCACGGCGGCAGCGCGCGCGUGACUGGCACGUUCUACGGACACCGCCGCGCGCGCAUCACCUUCGCCGUCCAGGAGCGCCCCGGCAGCCUCCCGUCCCUCGUGCUCGAGCUCGGCGUGCCCACGGGGAAGCUCAUGCAGGAGAUCUCCUCUGGCGGGCACGUCCGCAUCGCCCUCGAGUGCGAGAAGAAGUCCAAGAACUCGUUACCACCCGACGGCAACGUCAGCCUGCUCGAGGAGGCGAUGUGGACGGCGUACGUGAACGGGCGGCGCGUGGGGUACGCGGUGAGGCGGGAGGCAACGGAGGGCGAUCUCGCGGUGAUGCAGCUGCUGAGCACGGUGUCGGUGGGCGCCGGGGUGCUGCCGGGGGACGUGGUGGACGCGCCGGCCGGAGCUGAGGCGGAUAGCGAGGUGGCGUACAUGCGCGCGGGAUUCGACAGGGUGAUCGGAAGCAAGGACUCGGAGUCGUUUUACAUGGUCAGCCCGGAGGGGGACGCCGGCGGUGGCACGGAGCUGAGCAUAUUCUUCGUCAGGGUGUAG